CGCUCUCGCUCGGCUGCAGCAUGAAGCAGCUUGAUCGUGCGUUGUACUCGCAGGCUGCACUCAUCAGUCGUCGGCUGUUUAGCCAGGAGAUCGUCGAUGGAGUUGCGGUAAAGCCUCCGUAGCUGCCGCUUGGGCGUGCCAUCAUAGCCCACCGCUGAGCCUGCAAAGCCGACAAGCUUGCGAUACAAGUGUCUCGAUCGACUGGACAUGCGGUCCACGAGAAGCGUCGAGGCCGGCCUUGCUAGCUGAGUCCAGGCUGCCGGGCUGCCGGGCCGCGAGCGCUGUUCCUGCGUAGACUGGGCCGGGCCUACCUACGCGAUUUUGCGAGGAGUCUGCCGGUUUUGCGAAUCGCCUGCCAACCAGCGUUUCCACUGGCGAUCAUGCACAUCCCCAAGCUCAAGAUCAAGCCCGGCAAGCUGACAGCAGAGGCAGCCUGUGGACCCGAGAUGGCAGCUCUGCUUGCAUGUUUCGCCUCACUGACGAGCACCGAGGCUGCUCUGGAAGCGAAGAGCCAGAGCACCCGCUGCCAGGAUUCUGUGCGGAGUUUCCAGAGGUGCAUGGCCAAGGCCGGCAAGUAUCAGAAGCUCAACAAGCCGACCAUCAAUUAUCAUCUCGCCAGACUUGGCAAAAAUCUCGUGUGAGUCUAUACAGCCCGAGCAUGAUGAGCGAU
This is a messenger RNA of Mixia osmundae IAM 14324, 670 nucleotides long. RefSeq lists its product as uncharacterized. The transcript has 3 exons. Bases 381 to 641 code for a protein of 86 amino acids. The record is from RefSeq and is a predicted model, not a curated record. NCBI's taxonomy places the organism in Eukaryota, Fungi, Basidiomycota, Mixiomycetes, Mixiales, Mixiaceae.